CGUUUGUGCCAAUAUAAUUGCUUGGCAGACAUUAUUGCCAACGUACGAUGUGAUGAAUUAGCUGAAAAUCGAGUGGGGCUGUCGUACAGUAUGGAGAAGAUGGUCGAAGACAGUGAUGGCUUGGAACGAAAAAAGUCGUUAGAAAGGACAAGCGUUGUACCUGAGGAGAUACGCGCUACCUUCGCGAUGUUUGACCGCAAUGGCGAUGGUCUGCCUGCGAAGGAACUUAAGUUUGCCAUGCGAGCCCUCGGUUUAGAGCCACGCAAAGAAGAGGUAAAAAAGCUGCUGACGGAACUUGGAAAACAAGACUCACCGCAAGCAAGGUUAACAUUGACCGAAUUUGAGGAGGUGAUACGGACUCGUUUACGCGAGGAUCCCAACGAUGAGACGUUAAAGGCUUUCAAACUGUUCGACGAACGCAAUACAGGAAUGAUCUCGUUGGAAGACCUUCAACGAGUUGCUAAUGAACUGGGCGCUGAGAUAUCGGAGGAAGAACUUCGGCAGAUGAUCGAAGAAGCCGACAACGAUGGCGAUGGAUUGGUCAGCGAGAUGGAGUUCCUACGUAUCAUGAAACGGACCUGCCUCUACUGAUACAAUACGAACGCGAUCAUCAUCAUCGACAACAACGACGCUGUCACUGUUUGACUUCAGCCAACUGGAAGCCUGACAUAAUUAUUGUGGUAAGGUACAACAAAAUCAAGAGUUUAUAGUUGUUGGAUGUUCAGGGCUGUCUUGCGACAACAUUCGAAUCGAAACUAAUAAGACAAAGUAAAGCUGCUGAUGUUAGGGAUGUGCAUUCAGUAUUUAACCUGACUUUAUUGCUAAUACUUUGUUGACACCUUGUUGCUCACAGGAUUUUGAAAUACAUCUCUGUAAGUUUUAGUGUAACUUACUUUCUACUUUGUACCAAGCCAUCCUAAAUAAAAUAGUAUCACAGCUGUAUUUGCUGGCUCCUUGUGUGUAACCUGCCGAAUUGGAACUGAUCUCGUUUAAAGGUCACUAUUAUCAUUGUCUCUAUAGUAUCCAUGACCUACAACCUGAAGUAGCGUCUGAUGCUCCAGCAGUCAAUAUAGGUAGUACGGACGUUUUGCUUAAGAGAUACUGCUCACCUCAGGAUAUAUUUAUGAUAGCGCAACGAGUAACUCAAAUUUUAGCUUCUCCGAUCGUUCUCUGACUAUCUGGUAAAGGAUCACUACGUUAUUUUAAAUGUUCGAUGUUGUCUGAUAUUUUAUCCAGCCGUCGGACUGAAUCGGAAGAUCAAACUUCCACAAGGUUCCUAGUACGAUCGGAAUCACUAGUGUCCAGUACCUUGUCUUGUUUACGUGCAUAAAUCGUGCAAGCAAAACACGCACAUCAGAGUCUGUUAAAUGUAUCUACUCGAAUUUUAUCGAAGGCGGAAAACUUCUCGGAGUGACUUAAGUCAAAUUGUUCUAUUACUUUUGAUUACUUAACAGAAGUUGCUGACGUUUGGCUCUACCCAGUUUUAGUCACCUUAUUCUUACUGACAUUGGUGCCGAUCCGACAUCCGACAAUUGUCGUAAUUGACUUGUUAGUUAAAAUGUUCACUCUAACUAUUAAGUGAAAAAAGAUCUAUGUGUUUAUUAAAUUGUUCUG
Varroa destructor (honeybee mite) is the source of this 1614-nucleotide messenger RNA. Its product is annotated as centrin-1-like. The record is from RefSeq and is a predicted model, not a curated record. Gene Ontology annotation, molecular function: calcium ion binding. Gene Ontology annotation, cellular component: myosin II complex. Lineage: Eukaryota; Metazoa; Arthropoda; Arachnida; Mesostigmata; Varroidae.